This is a messenger RNA of Carassius auratus (goldfish), 7593 nucleotides long. RefSeq lists its product as uncharacterized. The record is from RefSeq and is a predicted model, not a curated record. Gene Ontology annotation, biological process: cell-matrix adhesion. Bases 1 to 7593 code for a protein of 2530 amino acids. Lineage: Eukaryota; Metazoa; Chordata; Actinopteri; Cypriniformes; Cyprinidae. The transcript has 51 exons.
AUGGUGCCAUCUAAUUUCCUACCAUUUGGAAACGGAGAAAUAGUAACCCCCCGUUUGGAGAAUGGAAGCUCUGAAGCCAUUACAUUGCUGCAGCCUUUCAGGUUUUUUGGACGCACACUCAACCAGACCUUUGUCAACAACAACGGCCACCUAACGUUUACUGAGCCGCUGUCCGACUACAUUCCCCUUCUAAAUUCUGGAAGAGACAUCAUUGCUCCUCUCUGGACUCAACUUGACAAUCGACGUGGUGGAACUAUCUCCUGUAGAGAGGAUAGAAGCAGUUCUGUUCUGGCACUAGUCACUGCAGCUAUAGACCGAUACUUCCCUAACAUAACGUUUGUCGCUACAUCCGCUUUUGUGGCUACCUGGGAUAGUGUGCCAUACCAAAAUGGUGAAGGGGAGGCCACAUUCCAAGUGGUUUUAGUCUCCAACGUCCAUCGCUCUUUCAUCCUCAUCAACUAUGGAGACAUUGCACGGACAGAACAAAAGUGGCAGGCUGGUUACAGCACGUUGGACUCUGUCCGUUCGUUCACAGUUCCAGUAACCAGCGUCCAAGAACUCUCAUCUAGCAGCAAUAUCAAUGUGAAUGGUCGCCUCUCUUUCCAUGUGGAUGGUUCACCGAACUUGCCAACAAAUUUCCUUGCUUCUGGGGCUGGAGACACAGUGAACCCCCCUGCUGAGGAUGGAAGCUCUGAUGUCAUUUUCUUGCAGCAGCCUUUCAGAUACUUUGGACGCACAUACAAUCAGAUCUUCGUGAACAACAAUGGCUACUUGACGUUUACUGAGCCGCUGUCUGCCUACAACCCCGUUCUGGAGACCGCAAGAGAUAUCGUUGCUCCUCUUUGGACUCGCCUUGACAAUCGACGGGGUGGAACUGUCUCCUACAGAGAGGAUACAAGCAAUGCUGUACUGGCACAAGUCACUGCGGCCAUUAAGCAGUACUUCCCUAACAUACCUUUUGCUGCUACAUCAGCUUUUGUGGCUACCUGGGACAGUGUGCCGUACCACAACGGUGGAGGGGUGGUCACUUUCCAAUUGGUUUUAGCGUACAAUGUUCAUCGCUCGUUCAUCCUCAUUUAUUAUGGAGAUGUUGCAGAAACAGGACAACUUUGGCAGGCUGGCUAUAAUACUGUGGACUCUGCAAGCUCUUUCACAAUUCCAGCAGCACGUGUCCCUGAACUCUUAUCGAGCAGUAAUAUCAAUGUGAAUGCUUCCUGGUCUUUCCAUGUUGAUGGGUCACCAAACCUGCCAUCUAAUUUCCUACCAUUUGGAAACGGAGAAAUAGUAACCCCCCGUUUGGAGAAUGGAAGCUCUGAAGCCAUUACAUUGCUGCAGCCUUUCAGGUUUUUUGGACGCACACUCAACCAGACCUUUGUCAACAACAACGGCCACCUAACGUUUACUGAGCCGCUGUCCGACUACAUUCCCCUUCUGAAUUCUGGAAGAGACAUCAUUGCUCCUCUCUGGACUCAACUUGACAAUCGACGUGGUGGAACUAUCUCCUGUAGAGAGGAUAGAAGCAGUUCUGUUCUGGCACUAGUCACUGCAGCUAUUGACCGAUACUUCCCUAACAUAACGUUUGUUGCUACAUCCGCUUUUGUGGCUACCUGGGAUAGUGUGCCAUACCAAAAUGGUGAAGGGGAGGCCACGUUCCAAGUGGUUUUAGUCUCCAACGUCCAUCGCUCUUUCAUCCUCAUCAACUAUGGAGACAUUGCACGGACAGAACAAAAGUGGCAGGCUGGUUACAGCACGUUGGACUCUGUCCGUUCGUUCACAGUUCCAGUAACCAGCGUCCAAGAACUCUCAUCUAGCAGCAAUAUCAAUGUGAAUGGUCGCCUCUCUUUCCAUGUGGAUGGUUCACCGAACUUGCCAACAAAUUUCCUUGCUUCUGGGGCUGGAGACACAGUGAACCCCCCUGCUGAGGAUGGAAGCUCUGAUGUCAUUUUCUUGCAGCAGCCUUUCAGAUACUUUGGACGCACAUACAAUCAGAUCUUCGUGAACAACAAUGGCUACUUGACGUUUACUGAGCCGCUGUCUGCCUACAACCCCGUUCUGGAGACCGCAAGAGAUAUCGUUGCUCCUCUUUGGACUCGCCUUGACAAUCGACGGGGUGGAACUGUCUCCUACAGAGAGGAUACAAGCAAUGCUGUACUGGCACAAGUCACUGCGGCCAUUAAGCAGUACUUCCCUAACAUACCUUUUGCUGCUACAUCAGCUUUUGUGGCUACCUGGGACAGUGUGCCGUACCACAACGGUGGAGGGGUGGUCACUUUCCAAUUGGUUUUAGCGUACAAUGUUCAUCGCUCGUUCAUCCUCAUCUAUUAUGGAGAUGUUGCAGAAACAGGACAACUUUGGCAGGCUGGCUAUAAUACUGUGGACUCUGCAAGCUCUUUCACAAUUCCAGCAGCACGUGUCCCUGAACUCUUAUCUAGCAGUAAUACCAAUGUGAAUGCUUCCUGGUCUUUCCAUGUUGAUGGGUCACCAAACCUGCCAUCUAAUUUCCUACCAUUUGGAAACGGAGAAAUAGUAACCCCCCGUUUGGAGAAUGGAAGCUCUGAAGCCAUUACAUUGCUGCAGCCUUUCAGGUUUUUUGGACGCACACUCAACCAGACCUUUGUCAACAACAACGGCCACCUAACGUUUACUGAGCCGCUGUCCGACUACAUUCCCCUUCUGAAUUCUGGAAGAGACAUCAUUGCUCCUCUCUGGACUCAACUUGACAAUCGACAUGGUGGAACUAUCUCCUGUAGAGAGGAUAGAAGCAGUUCUGUUCUGGCACUAGUCACUGCAGCUAUUGACCGAUACUUCCCUAACAUAACGUUUGUCGCUACAUCCGCUUUUGUGGCUACCUGGGAUAGUGUGCCAUACCAAAAUGGUGAAGGGGAGGCCACGUUCCAAGUGGUUUUAGUCUCCAACGUCCAUCGCUCUUUCAUCCUCAUCAACUAUGGAGACAUUGCACGGACAGAACAAAAGUGGCAGGCUGGUUACAGCACGUUGGACUCUGUCCGUUCGUUCACAGUUCCAGUAACCAGCGUCCAAGAACUCUCAUCUAGCAGCAAUAUCAAUGUGAAUGGUCGCCUCUCUUUCCAUGUGGAUGGUUCACCGAACUUGCCAACAAAUUUCCUUGCUUCUGGGGCUGGAGACACAGUGAACCCCCCUGCUGAGGAUGGAAGCUCUGAUGUCAUUUUCUUGCAGCAGCCUUUCAGAUACUUUGGACGCACAUACAAUCAGAUCUUCGUGAACAACAAUGGCUACUUGACGUUUACUGAGCCGCUGUCUGCCUACAACCCCGUUCUGGAGACCGCAAGAGAUAUCGUUGCUCCUCUUUGGACUCGCCUUGACAAUCGACGGGGUGGAACUGUCUCCUACAGAGAGGAUACAAGCAAUGCUGUACUGGCACAAGUCACUGCGGCCAUUAAGCAGUACUUCCCUAACAUACCUUUUGCUGCUACAUCAGCUUUUGUGGCUACCUGGGACAGUGUGCCGUACCACAACGGUGGAGGGGUGGUCACUUUCCAAUUGGUUUUAGCGUACAAUGUUCAUCGCUCGUUCAUCCUCAUCUAUUAUGGAGAUGUUGCAGAAACAGGACAACUUUGGCAGGCUGGCUAUAAUACUGUGGACUCUGCAAGCUCUUUCACAAUUCCAGCAGCACGUGUCCCUGAACUCUUAUCGAGCAGUAAUAUCAAUGUGAAUGCUUCCUGGUCUUUCCAUGUUGAUGGGUCACCAAACCUGCCAUCUAAUUUCCUACCAUUUGGAAACGGAGAAAUAGUAACCCCCCGUUUGGAGAAUGGAAGCUCUGAAGCCAUUACAUUGCUGCAGCCUUUCAGGUUUUUUGGACGCACACUCAACCAGACCUUUGUCAACAACAACGGCCACCUAACGUUUACUGAGCCGCUGUCCGACUACAUUCCCCUUCUGAAUUCUGGAAGAGACAUCAUUGCUCCUCUCUGGACUCAACUUGACAAUCGACGUGGUGGAACUAUCUCCUGUAGAGAGGAUAGAAGCAGUUCUGUUCUGGCACUAGUCACUGCAGCUAUUGACCGAUACUUCCCUAACAUAACGUUUGUUGCUACAUCCGCUUUUGUGGCUACCUGGGAUAGUGUGCCAUACCAAAAUGGUGAAGGGGAGGCCACGUUCCAAGUGGUUUUAGUCUCCAACGUCCAUCGCUCUUUCAUCCUCAUCAACUAUGGAGACAUUGCACGGACAGAACAAAAGUGGCAGGCUGGUUACAGCACGUUGGACUCUGUCCGUUCGUUCACAGUUCCAGUAACCAGCGUCCAAGAACUCUCAUCUAGCAGCAAUAUCAAUGUGAAUGGUCGCCUCUCUUUCCAUGUGGAUGGUUCACCGAACUUGCCAACAAAUUUCCUUGCUUCUGGGGCUGGAGACACAGUGAACCCCCCUGCUGAGGAUGGAAGCUCUGAUGUCAUUUUCUUGCAGCAGCCUUUCAGAUACUUUGGACGCACAUACAAUCAGAUCUUCGUGAACAACAAUGGCUACUUGACGUUUACUGAGCCGCUGUCUGCCUACAACCCCGUUCUGGAGACCGCAAGAGAUAUCGUUGCUCCUCUUUGGACUCGCCUUGACAAUCGACGGGGUGGAACUGUCUCCUACAGAGAGGAUACAAGCAAUGCUGUACUGGCACAAGUCACUGCGGCCAUUAAGCAGUACUUCCCUAACAUACCUUUUGCUGCUACAUCAGCUUUUGUGGCUACCUGGGACAGUGUGCCGUACCACAACGGUGGAGGGGUGGUCACUUUCCAAUUGGUUUUAGCGUACAAUGUUCAUCGCUCGUUCAUCCUCAUCUAUUAUGGAGAUGUUGCAGAAACAGGACAACUUUGGCAGGCUGGCUAUAAUACUGUGGACUCUGCAAGCUCUUUCACAAUUCCAGCAGCACGUGUCCCUGAACUCUUAUCGAGCAGUAAUAUCAAUGUGAAUGCUUCCUGGUCUUUCCAUGUUGAUGGGUCACCAAACCUGCCAUCUAAUUUCCUACCAUUUGGAAACGGAGAAAUAGUAACCCCCCGUUUGGAGAAUGGAAGCUCUGAAGCCAUUACAUUGCUGCAGCCUUUCAGGUUUUUUGGACGCACACUCAACCAGACCUUUGUCAACAACAACGGCCACCUAACGUUUACUGAGCCGCUGUCCGACUACAUUCCCCUUCUGAAUUCUGGAAGAGACAUCAUUGCUCCUCUCUGGACUCAACUUGACAAUCGACGUGGUGGAACUAUCUCCUGUAGAGAGGAUAGAAGCAGUUCUGUUCUGGCACUAGUCACUGCAGCUAUUGACCGAUACUUCCCUAACAUAACGUUUGUUGCUACAUCCGCUUUUGUGGCUACCUGGGAUAGUGUGCCAUACCAAAAUGGUGAAGGGGAGGCCACGUUCCAAGUGGUUUUAGUCUCCAACGUCCAUCGCUCUUUCAUCCUCAUCAACUAUGGAGACAUUGCACGGACAGAACAAAAGUGGCAGGCUGGUUACAGCACGUUGGACUCUGUCCGUUCGUUCACAGUUCCAGUAACCAGCGUCCAAGAACUCUCAUCUAGCAGCAAUAUCAAUGUGAAUGGUCGCCUCUCUUUCCAUGUGGAUGGUUCACCGAACUUGCCAACAAAUUUCCUUGCUUCUGGGGCUGGAGACACAGUGAACCCCCCUGCUGAGGAUGGAAGCUCUGAUGUCAUUUUCUUGCAGCAGCCUUUCAGAUACUUUGGACGCACAUACAAUCAGAUCUUCGUGAACAACAAUGGCUACUUGACGUUUACUGAGCCGCUGUCUGCCUACAACCCCGUUCUGGAGACCGCAAGAGAUAUCGUUGCUCCUCUUUGGACUCGCCUUGACAAUCGACGGGGUGGAACUGUCUCCUACAGAGAGGAUACAAGCAAUGCUGUACUGGCACAAGUCACUGCGGCCAUUAAGCAGUACUUCCCUAACAUACCUUUUGCUGCUACAUCAGCUUUUGUGGCUACCUGGGACAGUGUGCCGUACCACAACGGUGGAGGGGUGGUCACUUUCCAAUUGGUUUUAGCGUACAAUGUUCAUCGCUCGUUCAUCCUCAUCUAUUAUGGAGAUGUUGCAGAAACAGGACAACUUUGGCAGGCUGGCUAUAAUACUGUGGACUCUGCAAGCUCUUUCACAAUUCCAGCAGCACGUGUCCCUGAACUCUUAUCGAGCAGUAAUAUCAAUGUGAAUGCUUCCUGGUCUUUCCAUGUUGAUGGGUCACCAAACCUGCCAUCUAAUUUCCUACCAUUUGGAAACGGAGAAAUAGUAACCCCCCGUUUGGAGAAUGGAAGCUCUGAAGCCAUUACAUUGCUGCAGCCUUUCAGGUUUUUUGGACGCACCCUCAACCAGACCUUUGUCAACAACAACGGCCACCUAACGUUUACUGAGCCGCUGUCCGACUACAUUCCCCUUCUGAAUUCUGGAAGAGACAUCAUUGCUCCUCUCUGGACUCAACUUGACAAUCGACGUGGUGGAACUAUCUCCUGUAGAGAGGAUAGAAGCAGUUCUGUUCUGGCACUAGUCACUGCAGCUAUUGACCGAUACUUCCCUAACAUAACGUUUGUUGCUACAUCCGCUUUUGUGGCUACCUGGGAUAGUGUGCCAUACCAAAAUGGUGAAGGGGAGGCCACGUUCCAAGUGGUUUUAGUCUCCAACGUCCAUCGCUCUUUCAUCCUCAUCAACUAUGGAGACAUUGCACGGACAGAACAAAAGUGGCAGGCUGGUUACAGCACGUUGGACUCUGUCCGUUCGUUCACAGUUCCAGUAACCAGCGUCCAAGAACUCUCAUCUAGCAGCAAUAUCAAUGUGAAUGGUCGCCUCUCUUUCCAUGUGGAUGGUUCACCGAACUUGCCAACAAAUUUCCUUGCUUCUGGGGCUGGAGACACAGUGAACCCCCCUGCUGAGGAUGGAAGCUCUGAUGUCAUUUUCUUGCAGCAGCCUUUCAGAUACUUUGGACGCACAUACAAUCAGAUCUUCGUGAACAACAAUGGCUACUUGACGUUUACUGAGCCGCUGUCUGCCUACAACCCCGUUCUGGAGACCGCAAGAGAUAUCGUUGCUCCUCUUUGGACUCGCCUUGACAAUCGACGGGGUGGAACUGUCUCCUACAGAGAGGAUACAAGCAAUGCUGUACUGGCACAAGUCACUGCGGCCAUUAAGCAGUACUUCCCUAACAUACCUUUUGCUGCUACAUCAGCUUUUGUGGCUACCUGGGACAGUGUGCCGUACCACAACGGUGGAGGGGUGGUCACUUUCCAAUUGGUUUUAGCGUACAAUGUUCAUCGCUCGUUCAUCCUCAUCUAUUAUGGAGAUGUUGCAGAAACAGGACAACUUUGGCAGGCUGGCUAUAAUACUGUGGACUCUGCAAGCUCUUUCACAAUUCCAGCAGCACGUGUCCCUGAACUCUUAUCGAGCAGUAAUAUCAAUGUGAAUGCUUCCUGGUCUUUCCAUGUUGAUGGGUCACCAAACCUGCCAUCUAAUUUCCUACCAUUUGGAAACGGAGAAAUAGUAACCCCCCGUUUGGAGAAUGGAAGCUCUGAAGCCAUUACAUUGCUGCAGCCUUUCAGGUUUUUUGGACGCACCCUCAACCAGACCUUUAGAGGAUAG